Ambispora gerdemannii is the source of this 338-nucleotide messenger RNA. Lineage: Eukaryota; Fungi; Glomeromycota; Glomeromycetes; Archaeosporales; Ambisporaceae. The record is from the annotation of a GenBank genome assembly.
CAGGCAUUUCAACAUCACAAAUCCAGUCACUACUUGUAGUAAAGUAUAAACCAGCCGCGAAGAAGUGGUUGAUCAAAGAUAUAUAUAACUUGAUUAGUUCUGAUCAUAUUUCUCGUAGCGAAUUUCAAGCACAUGAUUUCAUCCUCCUCCUCCAGCAAAAAUGCAAUAAUGAUCCUGAGUUUUCUUAUGAGUUCGAGUUGGAUAAUGACAAUUGCUUGAAACAUAGUAACUAUUUUUUGAUGCCUUUUGGCGUGUUCACAGGUGUUACUAAUAAUGGUCUCUCUUAUUGUGUUGCUGGUGUAUUGCUUUGGGAUGAAACCCGUUCAAGUUUUGAGUGA